UGUGACGUUUGGUCCUUGUUUUCCAGGAUGGACUUCCCCAGCUCCCUCCGCCCCACGUUGUUCACAACUGGCCCCCUGGGUCUGAGCGAUGUCCCUGACCUGUCCUUUAUGUGCAGCUGGAGAGACGUAUUGACCCUGCCAGAGUACCAGCCCCAGAACUCUGAGAAUGGGGCUCCAGACUUGGCCAAGGACGUGGUGUGGGAGCCAGUGACCCCUGGGCCCCUCCCCUUGCUACGUCCUGCCCCCGAUCCCUGGGACCCUGGCUUGACUGCCCAGGACCUGCUUUUCCGUGGAGGGUACCAGUACCGGAAGCAGCCUCGCGUCGUGCUGGACGUCACUGAGCAACUCAGCCGGUUCCUGUGGGACCAUGGGGAAAUAGCCUUCGCACCCCUGGGGAAGCUGAUGCUGGAGAAUUUCAAACUGGAGGGAGCAGGGAGCCGCACUAAGAAGAAGACAGUCAUCAGUGUGAAGACCCUGUUCAAGAACCUCGGUGGACACCAGCCCUGGGGGUGUCCCUGGGCUUACAUCACGCACCGGCAGCGCCGGUUCUCCGUCCUCGGGGGCCCUAUCCUGGGCAAGUCGGUGGCGAACCUCUUGGCAGAGCUGCUGCGCGAGGAGCUGGCAGCACAAUGGGAGCGGCUGCUUCUGGACGAGGCCUACACCGGGGGCGCGCUGGCCUGGGUGCCGGGCAGGACGCCGCAGGUCGGGCAGCUGGUCUAUCCUGGUGGAGGCACCCUGGACACGCUGUGUUUCCAAGAGGUCAAUCUGACCCCAGACGGCAACCUUGAAGUCCCUGGGUGUCCUGGACGCAUCCACCUCCGGGGACCUGUGCGGCAGGUGGCAACCUCCACAGUUCAGGGCGAAGGUGAGGCCCUAGACACCUCCCUCCCUCCCUGGCUGACCUGCUGCCUGACUCUUGACCGCUUCCCUCUCUUCCCCUCCCCAGCCAUGCUGGCUGUCCGUGCUGACUACCACUGUGCCGUGUGGAAGGUCAGGAAGCAGGGGCAGCAGCCAGCCCUCCUGCAGGUGCUGCAGGUCGAGAAGGGAGCCACAGGGAUCAGUCUCAGCCCUCACCUACCUGGGGAGCUGGCCGUCUGCAGCCGAUCGGGAGCUGUCUGUCUGUGGACCCCUGAGGAUGGGUUGCAGCAAGUUUACAGAGACCCUGACACUCUUGUGUUCCGGGACCCCUCUCCCUGGCGUUGGGCAGACUUCACCGCCCACCCUCGGGUGCUGACUGUGGGGGACCGCACUGGAGUGAAGAUGGUGGACACUCAGGGCCCACCGGGCUGUGGUCUGCUGCUUUUCCGCGGGGGAGCGGAGGCGUCGUGCCAGAAAGGGGAACGGAUCCUGCUCACACAGUACCUGGGGCAGUCCAGCCCCGAGUCUCUGCCCCCCACCCUCCACCUCGUCUGUACCCAGUUCUCGCUCUACCUGGUGGACGAGCGCCUGCCCCUGGUGCCGAUGCUGAAGUGGAACCAUGGGCUCCCCUCCCCACCCCUGCUGGCCCGGCUGCUGCCUCCGCCCCAGCCCGGCUGCCCACAGCCCCUGCUCCUGGCCGGCCAGGGCGGGCAGCUGCAGCUGCUGCCCAUCGCAGGAGGUGGAGCGUCCGCACCCCGGCUGGCCGGGCCCCCCCAGUCUCUUCCCUCCAGGACCGACUCCCUCUCUGCAUUUCCCCUGCUGGAGCCCAAGAGCCAGUGGCAGCUGGAGGAGCGUCUGAAAGCGCCAACCAUAGGCCUGGCCACCGCUGUCCCGUCCUCGGCCUCCACGCCGGGCCUGGUGCUCUUCCAGCUCUCAGCGGCUGGAGACGUCUUCUACCAGUGCCUCCGGCUGCAGGCGGACUCGAGCCUCUGCAGAGAUGCCGGGCCCCCUGGCCACCCCAGGCCUCCUGGUGACCCCGGGCCUGACUGCCCUGCCCCCACAGCCUCUUGGACCCCUCAGGACACUGCCUGCUGCAGCCACUGGCUGAAGGUCCUGCUGGAGGUGCCCCCGGAUCCCCCCGUGUGGGCCGCACCCACCUUCUCCCACCGCCAGCAGCUGGGCCACGUGGAACUGCGGAGGGAUGGCGGGAAAGUACCAGAGGCUCUGCGGGAGGCCAUGGCCAAAGGGCAGCUCCUGCUGCAGAGGGACCUGGGCCCCCUCCCCACGGCAGAGCCACCUCCCGCACCCGAGUCAGUCCCGGAGGAUGAGCUCAGUGAGCGUCUGGGGGAAGCCUGGGAAGGCCGAGGGGCUGCCUGGUGGGAGCGGCGGCAGGGCAAGACCUCGGAUCCUGGGAAACGGCCCAAGCGGCCCAAGCGCCGGACUCAGCUGUCCAGUACCUUCUCCUCGCUCAGUGGCCGCUUAGACCCCUUGGAUGCCACCAGCCCGCCUCACAGCCCACAGCAGACAUCUGCUAAGGCCAGGCCUCAGCCCCCAGCGACCCCACCCUCCCAGGAGCCAACCGCAGAUGUGUGGGCCCAGGGCAUCCCCCCAGAGCGGCGCAAAACCCUCCAAGACUACAUGGCCAAGCUGCCCCUCCAAAGGGACACCCCGGGAUGCACCGCCACACCCCCUAUCCGGGCCACCCCCUCCCAGCAGCAGGAUCUCCAGGACCAUGUGGCCAAGCUGCCACGCCAAAGGGACACCCCAGGACAUCGUGCCACAAUCCCCUCCCCGGCUUCCAGCAUCCGGGCCACCCCCUCCCAGCAGCACACACUUGUCCCCUCUGGUUCACAGCCCCACAGGAAGAAGCCUCGCAUGGGCUUCUGAAGGCACAGGGCAGGCUGCCGCCCA
Messenger RNA from Propithecus coquereli (Coquerel's sifaka), 2769 nucleotides. It is a transcript of the gene TAF1C, whose product is annotated as TATA box binding protein (TBP)-associated factor, RNA polymerase I, C, 110kDa. Gene Ontology annotation, cellular component: fibrillar center. Gene Ontology annotation, molecular function: protein binding; RNA polymerase I core promoter sequence-specific DNA binding. Lineage: Eukaryota; Metazoa; Chordata; Mammalia; Primates; Indriidae. Gene Ontology annotation, biological process: transcription by RNA polymerase I. The record is from RefSeq and is a predicted model, not a curated record.